Messenger RNA from Meloidogyne enterolobii, 606 nucleotides. Lineage: Eukaryota; Metazoa; Nematoda; Chromadorea; Rhabditida; Meloidogynidae. The record is from the annotation of a GenBank genome assembly.
AUGUUUUGUUCACAUCCAAAUUUAACUUUUAUUUUAGGCACCCUCGCAGCCGGUUUAUAUUGUAUGCAAACUUGUGCUAAUAUUUUUCUCGCUUUGGAUCGUUGUGCAGAUUCUUUUUCGACAAAAAUUUCGGAUUUUUUCUUUUUGGGUACUGAUUUGUUUUUUCUCCGAUGCUUCUAGUGAGUGACUCUUAGAGAAGCUUGUUUUUUUUUUCCAAGGAUAAAUUUUUUGAAUGAAAAAUAGGGAAGUGAAGCACUUGAGUGAUUUGAUGAUUUGAUUUGAUUGAUUUGAUUUGAUUUCAUGAUUUCAUGAUUUUUUUUUAUUUUUUUUAUUUUUUUUUAUUUUUUUUUUUAUUUUUUUUUUAUUUCAUUCACAUGAUUUCACUGGGGUAGAGUUACUUCAUUAAAUGAAAUUAUGAUCCAAUUUUUAUAUUCCUCAAAAUUAUCCGCAUGUUUAAUGUUUUAAUUUUAAGGGCCACGUACUUGGAUGUGGAUAUUUUGUUCUUUUCUUUUUGGCAUUUAUAAUUUUUUGUUUAUUAGUCCAGGUCUUUAUAAUGGAAUUUAUAUGAAUUGGUUUGAAAAUCCGUAAAUUUAUUUCUAAAUUUAU